This is a messenger RNA of Paramecium tetraurelia, 1384 nucleotides long. RefSeq lists its product as uncharacterized. NCBI's taxonomy places the organism in Eukaryota, Ciliophora, Oligohymenophorea, Peniculida, Parameciidae. The record is from RefSeq and is a predicted model, not a curated record. The transcript has 5 exons.
AUGGAUUUGGAUAGAAAGCACAUAUUGCUAAACGAAUUUCGCAAAAUUAAUAUUGACCUUGAUUAGCCUAUAUCUGAGAAUGUGAUCUUUCAAUUCCUUGAUGAGAAAUCACAUGGCACUUUUGAUAACUCAAUUGCUUUAUAAUUACAUUAAUAAGUAAUACAACAUUACUAAAAAUUAACAAUCCAUAAUUUUAUUAAUGUGUAUUUAUAAGCAGAAACCAUUCUUAACAACAAGAUUGAUAAAGCAAGAAUAGAAAUUCAAAACUUAACAGUGACAAAGUAAUAAUCAUAGUAGGCGCUGUUAAAUAUUAAAAAAUAGGAGUAAUUAAAUAAGUAUGGAAUAAUGGAGGACAGUAUUCUUAUGAUUAAUCAUGUGCAUGCAGUCGUUAAUAAAUUAAGUUUAUCAAUGAAAGUUUUUAUUUUAAUGUCUAGUUCGACAACAAGCUUUUAAACACCAUCACAAAAUGAAUUAGACUGGAAUGAUGCAUAUGAAUUUCCUAUUGAAAAUGGAUCCGAAGUUAUCAACGUCUAUGUUAAAGCCUAUUAAGGAAGCUCAACGAUAGACAUUGGAUAAGCUACAUAUGCAGUUCAAUAAUUCAAUAGCUAAGCUUAAACAAAUGUCGAGGCUAAACUGCAGUGCAUAAAACCAUAUUCCGGAGUUGUUAUAUUAUCAGGGUUAUGGGUUUUUUCAAAAACAAAAUAUUUUAGUGAUCUCAUACAGGAAUUAGAUACAUAAAUUUCAUAAUUAAAGAAUGAUCUUACAGACUUUGAAAAUGAUUUGCAAACCCUUCAAGCCAUUUUUCCAAACACCUUAAUUUCAAAUUCAGAUGCAAAUCAAAAUGUUUAUUAAUCUAGUCCAGAGAAAUAAAUUGACAAUAUUGGGAAUAUUGAAUAAAAAACAUUGAAUAAAUAUCUCGUGGCUAUUAUGGCUCUGCUAAUUACACUAUCAUCUCUUGAUAGAUGUUGUUAUUUAGAUAUUUUAAUAAUACUAGUUUAUUCAAUAAAUUUUAAGAAUUAAACCUUAGAUGCAACAUUGCUAAAAUAAAUUUCAGUAGCAACAUUUGUUUCCUUUGCUUUAGACAUUGUAUGGGUAGUGAUAUAUGUUGUGCAAAUUACAGCCUCUUUGGUCUGACAUAGACACACCUGAUAUGGGGAUAUAAAAAAUAAUAGUCGUAACUGGAGUUCUGUUAUUUAUUACAAAGCUACCCUUUUCAUUUCUAUGCGCUUAUUUAUCAAAACAAGCCCAGGGAAUCAUUCCUGAAUUUUAGGUCAAAGCAGAUGAAAAUGACCUUUCAGGUUUACAACCAUUGGAAUAUUAAAAUAUCAGUAGAAAUGAGAGCUUAUCUUCCUAUUAACAAUACAAAUGAAUAAUUAUGAUUAAA